Molecule: messenger RNA, 3918 nt
Organism: Stylonychia lemnae
Lineage: Eukaryota; Ciliophora; Spirotrichea; Sporadotrichida; Oxytrichidae
Source: the annotation of a GenBank genome assembly
AUGGAUAGAAUCAUCAAGAUUACAAGGAUGAGACAUAUAGAAGAGUACCUGCAGAAAUUUAUUGAUUAACAAGAAGUAAACAAGCAAGCAGUUAAGAGACAAUUAGCAGAAUUAGUUUAUAUUUAAGUCAUAAACAGACUAAAUAAUGAAUACUAAGGUCUUCCUUCUGCAUUUUUUGAAAACAAAUUGAAAUGGACUAAUCUCCUAAUGAAAACCAAAAACGUUCAAGGAAUAUUUGAGGAAUUCACACUCAAAAUAUCUCAGAUUUUAGAAAACGAAAUCAAGAAUAACAGGUCGCUGAUUGAUCAAUACAUAAGUCAUCCAAGACCAAAUAUCAUCAAAGGCUAUAAAAAGUUAACUGAAGCUAAAUCACAGUCACCAUUUAAGCCUAAAAACACUGGUCAUUAUGCAAGUCCUUUAAAUUUUGGCAGGAAAAUAGGAGGAAUGAAUUAAAAUAGAGGAGGUCAAGAAAUCUACUCUGGAAGAAGAAAUAUGGGAUCAAUAGAUUAUAAAAGAUCUUAUGAAGCUCAUGGCUAAACCAGAAGAUCUAAAGGAGGAUCUAGAAGAAUGUCUUCUGGUGAUGUAGAGUUAUCAUAUUUUGCAAUGGAAAUGAAAAAAAUCUAAGAGAAAAUUAAAAAUAUUGAUGGACUUGUUUCUAAUUUUGAAAAUAACACUGAUGAAAUGGCUGUAGAUCUGAUGGAAUUUGAAAAAGAAGUUGAAAAAAUGGAUCAUCAGAAGGCAGUUGACUAGCCAGGUGAAGCUAUGCAAGAAAUGCUCGAGAAAUGGGAUGGAGAAGAAGUUUAAAAUGAAGAAGAAAUUCAAAAAUAUGCAGGCGAACUGUGGGUUAGUCUUGAGGAGUAUGAAAAGUAAUUGAAAGAGGAGAUCAAAGGUCACUAAUUACAUUACAAUAAACUUGAGACUUUACUAAAUUGUAGAAUUAGAAGUUACAAGCUAAAGACAUGCUUCAGAAUUGAUGCACUAGAACUUGCACUGUCAGAAUAUAAGCAAAAUGCCAUGAAGACUUAGGAGUAAUACCAAAUGAUGCUCAGUGAUGCAGAAUCUAGAUUGCUGAGACUCUAAGUAGACUAAGCAAAUAUUAAGAAAUUAGUUUAUGGCUAGACCAGUGCUAAGAAUUUCACUGAAGCAUUGGUUGAGAUCAAUGAGCUAAAAAAGGCAUUAACCAGUGUUCAUCUUGAUAAUAAUACCUAUCAGCAGUAGUUCAUCAGGGAUAUAGAAUUAUAUAAUAGCAAAAACGGUUAUACUCCUGAAUAAGAAGAAAAAUUUAAAUAAAUUGAGGCAAUUAAGCAUGAUCCAUUUAAGCAAGGUGAUAUCCCUCAGCUUUUUGAAGACAUUCAUUUCGUAGAAAAUAUGAGAGAGCAUGCAAGAAACUAUAAUAGAAUGAAAGAUGCAACUAAGAAAGUUUUCAACUAGCUGAAUAGAUUUGGAAUUGUCCACAAUAAGCGGUAUAUAAUUGAUGAGAGAAAAACGAAAAAUGCAAAAUCAUCAAACAUGACUCAACUCUUACUAUCUGAAACAGAUAAAAAUGUCCUCUAUGAUAUGUUUGAAGGCAUUCAAGACCUAAUUGGAAAUUUGAUAGAAUUAUCAGUAAAUAACAAGUUGGAACUCUAAAGAAUUCAAAACAUAGUUGCAGUUGAAAAGCUUAUCGUUUAAAAUAAAGAAAAAUUAAAUUAGCAGAAUAGCCUCAUUAAUAACUCUCGUAAUUAAAGACAAAAGUCAUUGAUACCAAAUUCUGCACAAUCAAAAACACUAUAGCCUUAGAAACAGUCUCUAAACAUUAAUUAAUCAAAAGUUACAAGAAAUUAAAAUGUAAGGCAAAGCAAAAAUAUAAAGACUGCUAAGACCAAUGAAACAGUUAAUGAUACUGAAGAGGAUGAAGAUGAAGAUGACGAAGACCAGGAUAAACCUGUUGUAAAGCAGAUAAAAGAAGAAUUCGAAAAGCUAAUUGAGAAGAAAUAUCAGAAUCUUAUACCAGAUUCCUCUUUAAAAUAAUCAAGAGGGACAGAUACUUCAUCUGCAGAGAGAUCUUCAAAGCUUAAACCAGAAUAGAUCCUAGAAAUCAAGCAAGAAAUCUCCAUUAGUUUAGGCGGAACUCAAUAAACUUAAGUUAAACUUGAUAAUUUUAAGGAAAAGGGAGUGGAGCAACUUGUAGAGGACUACAAUCUACUUAUUAAAGAAGAAUUUAUGUCUAGUUAGAAUAAAGGGGAAAAAUAAUAAAAGUUUAAUAUACCUUUGGGGGAUUGUAUCAAGAUCGAGUAUACUAAAGAUGGAGAAAUGAUAGGAUUCAGUCUUAGACCUAAGAUAGCUAAUCUGAUGUUUAAUAAGAAAGACGCAGUUAGCUUGAAGAAUCUUUCUCAACUGUUAAAAAUCAAUACAUAUCUAAACAGGCUAAUGACUUAAGGGCCUGGUUUGGAAGUUAAGCAUGAACCCAAAUCAGGAGCCUUGGUUUUUAGUGAUACAUCAAAUGAGAUAUCUUAGUCUUCAUUAGCAAGAUCUACUAAGAAUAAAUCUAUUUAAAAUAAAAUAAACAUACAAGAUGGAUAACUUAUAAAUGAGUAGGAUCAAGGCAAGGAUAAAGACAACUAUGACGAUCAAUUAAAAAUAUAACUAUCUGAAAUUCUUUCAAGGAAUAAUCACAAUUAAAAAUAGAAAAUACUUGAGUAACUUUAACAUAUGGAAUAUGAGCAGAUUUUGAAUCAUAAACUCCAGGGUAUCAAGAUAAAAGGGAAGAUGGAUAAUUGCCAAUUCUGGGAGUACAUCAUUAAGAUAGUUGAUAGCUACAAUCAAAUAAUAAAAGAUUUCCCACCUGCUUAGAGAAAAAACAUCGAUGUUUAAGUAUUAUCAUUGGAGAUUAAGGAUCUAAUGAAAGAGCAACAAACAUCCAAGAAGAGACUGAGCAAGUAAAAUGGAAUUAUGACUAAAGAAAGUCUUGAUUCCCACUCAAAUCCAUUGCUUAAUGAAUCAAAUUCAUAUAAAUAUGGAUCGCUUAAUAACUAUGAAAAGUACUUGCAAAAUAUUUUGCAGGAUGAAGUAACCAGGACUAUCCAUGUACUUGGUGAUUAUGUAGAUUAGGCUAAGAAUGGCAUCAAAACACUCAAACUCAAUAAUGAGAUUGAGUUAUUCAGUGAGCUGUAUAAGACUAAGAUUAAAUAAAAGCCAGUAGUUCAUUUAAAGCAACUGUAAUUAUUAUCAGAAAAGUUCAAACCUAUUAAUAGAAAUAAUUUUGCAGUAGAUCAAAAUACCCCAACUAGAAACCUCCCUAGAAUAGUAAACAAGACAUUUACUUAGUCAAGUUAAUUCUCUAUUGAUUCUGUAAGUCAAUUUCAAUCGGUAGAUGCCUAAAUAAGACCAAAGCUGCCAGCAAAUUUCCUGUCUAAAAGAAUUUCAAUCAAGAACGAUGAUAAAAAUUAGAAUAUUAGACUUAGAAAUACCGGCAAUAUAGAAAAUAAUAAAGUACAUAAUCCAUUCGGUAGAACUUGGAGAAGUGGGUUUAACAAUCAAUCCUUACUAGAUCAAUCUAACCAAGACCUUAAUAUGCCAUCCUAAGAUGAUAGCUAAAAUGCUCAGAGUACCUAGAAGUCAUCAGUUGUAUAGGAUCACAAAAUACCUGAGAACUUAAUCACUUAAGCACUCAAGAAUAAGGAUCUCAAAUUCCAAAAUAAUGAUAUUGAAAAACUCUGGAAUAAAACUACGACUUACAUUAGCAAGAUGACUCCGUAAUUUAAAAGAAAUAGAAGCAAGAGUACAAUUGCUAUAUAACAAGAAGAUAAAACUACCAAGACUAAUUUUUCGAAUAUGUAAUACGAAUCAACUAGCUUCGUUGAUCAAGAUGUUAGGAUAGAGACCUAAACUUAAUUUGAAGACUCUAAGAGUAUGUUCAGUCUAUAACAAAGAUACUGA